AUGUCGACGACGGCGGUCAAAAAAAUAUCAGUCAAAGAGUGAGUAUUCCAUUUUUUUUUUUAGGGUCAGAAUUUUGACGUUCAGAAAAGAGUUAUCCGAACGGCAGACGCCAUGGAAAUCCGUGUACGUCGUCGCGUUUCUUCUGCUUCUGAUCGGUCUUCAAAUGAGCAUUUAUUUCACUUCCACGUGGCAAUAUUUGUCUGAAGUAUGUUUCAUCGUAGUCUAUCCUGCCACUUUAUCGUAAAACUAUAAUAGAAUUGCAUUCCCCCCAUUUCAAAACCUUCAAGACUAUACCGUGUUUUUUCACAACAAUGUAUCUCAGCUGUCUGUAAAGAUAUCGAAAAGUUGUCAACGAAUAAAUUGUUCAUUAAAACAUUUUGUACAUUUUAUCUGUUGAUCACGUUUUGGUAUCUUUACAGACAACUGAGAAAUAGUGUCCCGAAAAAGAGCUACAAUAUAACACGAGGAGUGUGUACAUAAGACAAGCUAUCUCAGCUGUAUGUAGAGAUAUCUGAAAGUUGUCAACUGAUAAAUUGUUUAUUGCAAAAUUUUAUACAAUUUACCAGUUGACCACUUUUAAAUAUCUCAACUGCCAGCUGAGACAUAUAGUUUUGAAUAAACGAGUAGGCUUCCGCGCUAUUGUAAAACUACAAAUCGGUGACGUUCAAGCCAAAGAUCGUAUUCAGAACGAUGAAACGGUCACUGUGGACUUCUUCGGAGCGCUUCUGGCCCUUCAGGCCCUCUCCUCGGCGUUUGCGAAUCCACUUUUCGGCUUCUGGAACCAAGUAUCCAGUUCCACGCGGAGACCGGUGUUCUGCGCGUUCGGCGUGGCCACCAUCGGCAAUUUGAUCUACGGUUUUUCGUAUUUGGCACCUCCGUUCGUCAAAUGGGUCAUGUUAUUCGCGAGGAUUCUCACUGGAUUCAGUCCCGGCGCACUUGGAGUGCUCCGAAGUUUUAUCGGAACGGCUAGCACGAAGGAGGAUCGAAUGAAGGCGGUUUCGAUAACAAAUUCCGGAUUUACAGCCGGAUUCUUCCUGGGACCCACUAUUCAGGUACGUUUGGCAACCAGUGGGUGGUUGCAAAGCGUCUUUCAUUACAGAUCUGCUUCAUUCCACUCGGAAAAGAGGGCGUCUAUCUCGGCCCGUUCCUCCUGAACAUGUACACUUCGGCGGCACUUUUCAUGACGCUCAUCUCGAUUUUCUCAAUUCUCCUAACCUAUAUCUGUCUGGAAGAGAACUACGUGGGCAUCAUCAGCCAAGAGGAGAAGACCUCGAAUCCCUAUUUUGUGCUGCCAAAGUUCGACCGUCUUCCGGUGUUGCUUCUGUUCUACAUGUGGUGGCUCAUGUGUGGCGUCGUGUGCGUCGAGAGCAUGUCCGCGCCCGUCACAAUCGCCAUGUACAACUGGAGCCGUGAAGACGCGGUCCUUUAUAACGGAAUCGUCCAGACCGUCUCCUGCGUCUUCACUUUCUUCAUCAAUUUCAGUCUGGCCUCGACGCGACUCAAAGAAAUCGACAAUCGGAUUCUGAUGCUCAUCGGGCUCGUCUUCUUCGAGGCCUUCUUCAUUCUCCACAUGCCUCUGCCCUUCUACCCAGGACCUUUGGACCGUCCGUCCGCGCUCAAUACGACCGCAAUCAUCGGAAAAUGUGAAUUUGAGUGGUGCGACAGUACUCCGCGAGUACCCCUCCCACUCUAUCUCUUCAUUUCUUCCGCUAUCAUCGGCCUCGGAUUUCCGUUGAUUUCAUCCACUUCCAGCUCUUUGUUGAGCCAAAUUAUUGGUCCGAGAAAACAGGUAAAAUGGGCCAUAUGUAAGCACGUUUUGAGGAAAGAAAGGUUUUAGGGUACUGUACAAGGAUUCUUUGCGUUCACCGGAUCAUUUUCACAAUUUGUGGUAUCACUAUUCUCCACGUGAGUUAUUGGAGGGUUGUAAGUAAAAAAUGAGCGCCCAAACUAGUAGUAUACCGCUGAAUAGAGCGUCAGAAGUUACAUAGUAAAAACAUGGCAAUGGACAAGCAGUGGCCACUGCGACCAAAAGUGUAGAAAGGGGCGUGGCCAAAUCUGAGACGCGUUUUCUGAAAAUUGCCGCAAUUCCAGCACUUUUCCGAUGAUUUUUGUGUUUGAUAUCGACGAAAGAAGAGACAUUAAAGAGAGAAAACAUUGAAAUUUUCGUGAAAACGCCGUGUUUGACACGUUUUUGGCAUAUUUCGCAAUACGCCCUCCGCCGCAAUUUCGGAAUUUUCAUACCGGCCGAUGUGGAUAGUUUUGAGACGAAGUGAGUGUCGGAAGUGAUUAAGCACGUUAAUACAAGUAUUUUAAGCGUUCAAACGGCAAAAAGUAUCGGCGAAUGACUGAAAUUCGCGCAUUUUCAGCACAAAACUUGAAAAUCGAUUCAAUUGAUUGAAUUUCUGAAUGAAACCUGCUCGUUUUAAGCUCAAAAUUGCGCGCAAUGAUUAGUUUAUUAACAAAGUUAUGCAAUUACAUCGUCGUCGUACAAAAUCGUACAAAAAUUGUGUAAUUUUUGACGAAAAACGUGAAAAAUGGCGUUAAAUUUCGAAUUUCGCGCCAAAAUGGUGUCAAAACCGUGCACGCGCUAGGCCACGCCCCUUUCUACGUUUUUGGUCGCCGGGAUUGUGAUGAAAUUUACAAUUCCUCAACGUUUCUCAUAGUCUUUUACUGAUAUUGAACACAUUUUCAAUCAUCCGGUGCCGCUUCAACGUCCCUGCACUCAUUGACAUUUCAAAAAUUUGCAGACGACUUUUCGAGUUGAGCGGCUACAAAUGGAUAAUGGUCUACCACUGGUGCAUCGUCACAAUCGCCGCCUUUUCAGUGCUUUUGCUCUGGCGACGUCUCGUUCCGCUGCAAAUCACGCCCACGCACGGAGAAGCGACCCGCUACAAACUGGGCACAUUCUACCGAAUGUAG
Messenger RNA from Caenorhabditis sp. 36 PRJEB53466, 2919 nucleotides. NCBI's taxonomy places the organism in Eukaryota, Metazoa, Nematoda, Chromadorea, Rhabditida, Rhabditidae. The record is from the annotation of a GenBank genome assembly.